Molecule: messenger RNA, 2672 nt
Organism: Nilaparvata lugens (brown planthopper)
Lineage: Eukaryota; Metazoa; Arthropoda; Insecta; Hemiptera; Delphacidae
Product: rho GTPase-activating protein 45-like
Exons: 8
Coding region: 352-1404 (350 amino acids)
Biological process (GO): activation of GTPase activity; signal transduction
Molecular function (GO): GTPase activator activity
Source: RefSeq, a predicted model, not a curated record
AAUAAUUCUGGUCCAACCCAUACACAUAUGCCUCAGUUUAGAACGGAGUUGCAUCCAAGAUGUGUGGAAAAAAGCUGUGCUAUCUCUAUUGAUUACUCACUAUUCGUGUAAUCAAUUAUCUCUCGUCAUUAUUGAGAUACAAGAUUGUCUCAUUCAUUUUUCUGACACAUAAAAUUAGUAAGGAUGUAGUGAUAAUGGUUUACUGAUACUGCUAUGGUUUAGAUAAGUUUUAGACAAGUGACGUUUGGAAUGUACUCAUACAAAAUGAAGCCUACUUAUGGAUGUGAUGUGAAUGGAGUCUCAUAAUGUAAGUAGUCUGUCAUGCUGUUGACUUGUUACAAAUAAGGCAGAAUGGAGCAGGAGCAAAUUGCGAUAUUGGCUCAAAAUGUUUAUGAGUUCAAAGAGGCACUUAAGAGGCUCAUAAAUGCGGUAUCUUUAGAUCAUGAAAUCAAAAACAAAGAGGCCCAGAGUACAGCACAUGAGUGUUUGAGUGAUGUAUUGAAAAUCCUCAAAAAUCUCCUAGAAAAACAUCCAGGCUUGCAAUCCACGGAAAUACUUUUGAAAGCGCAGAAAUUGGUUCAUCUAGUUCAAGCAUACACAAGCGGGAAUCAAGGAUCAAGAGAGCUCUAUGACUUUAUCAACAAGCUUGCUACAAGUUUCAGUCUGAGACUGUCUGAAUAUUUGAUGGGAGACUCCGACACUUGUGUACCACAAAUUCAUGAAGAACCCUCUACACCGUCAACGAAAGAACCAGGGCUGGAUGGAAAGAGAAGUCCUUUGCAAAAACCAAAACAGCAAACGUUUGGUAUUGAACUGGAAAAACAUUUAAACAUGACUGGAGCAGAAGUGCCACAUAUUGUCGUCAAAUGCAUAAAUGAAAUUGAUAAAAGAGGAAUCCUCGUGAAGGGUAUCUACCGUGUAUCAGGUGUCAAGUCGAAAGUUGAAAGGCUGUGUCGAGAGUUUGAGACUGAUGAGAAAAAUGUAGACCUGAGUGAAACGCAUCCAAAUAUCAUAGCAAACGUUUUAAAAUUGUAUUUCAGGCAGCUACCACAACCUCUUUUCACUUACCAACUCUACUCUGAAUUUUUGAGGUUUGCUUUGAAUUGGCCGUGCAAUACAAACAAAGAUCCACAUAAAGGCAUAGAAGAACUGCAACAGAUCAUUGAGAAACUACCAAAGCACUACUAUGCCACAGUGAAAGUGAUUAUAAAACAUUUGAAACGAGUGUCCGAUCAUAGUGAAUGCAACAAUAUGUCAACAGGAAAUUUAGGCAUUGUGUUUGGUCCUACGCUACUGCGGACCAUUGGCACCCAUUCUUCAUUAAGCUCUCUUAUGGACACUGUUCAUCAGACCAGGACUAUUGAACUUAUGAUCACUUGGUCAAAUCAUCUAUUCAAUGCAUGAGAUAAAACAUACUGCGUAAUUAGUUCAGUGCUUUGAAAUUCUGUUGAAAAGUUGGGACAUGCAUGAUUAUUAUUCAUUAAUAGUUAAGAGAAUUUACUACUCCUAUACUACUUAAGGCCCACACAGUAUGUAAAUGUGAGUAGAAAAAGAAAAAAGAGGGAGAGGAAAGCAAGAGGAUGAACAAGAGAAGAGAGAGAGAGAGACAGAGAGAUAAAACUUCUCUCUCUUCGUCGUAAGAAAAGAAAAGAGCGAAAUAAUCAUUCAUUUAUUCCAGUACAUAAUUAUAUAAUAGUGCUACAGGCUAACGCCCAAAUACAGUAUGAAAACAAUAUAAUUAUUAUUAUUAUUAUUAUUAUUAUAUACAUGAACUGCAUAUUAAAAUAAAUUAAAUUCACAAUGUACAUUUUUCAAUCCCAUUUUAAAAUUUGAUGCUUAUUAUCUGACAAAUAACAUUACCAUUCAAAAUACUAGUAGUUCUGUGAACAGUAGACCUCGCGCAGUUCUAAACCACUUAAAAGUUGUGUCAUGCAUGAUUAUAAUUCAUCAAUAGUCAAGAGGAUUUACUACUCAUAUAAGUCUACUCAAGUCAACAAAGUAUGUGAGAGACUGAGAGUAAGCAGAGUAAAAAGGGAGAGGAGAGCAAGAGGAUGAACAAGAGAAGAGAGAGAGGGUGAGAGAAAAAGGAGCGAAAUGAUAAUUUAUUAUUUCCUGUGCAUAAUAUAAGAGUGUUACAGGCUAACGCUCAAAUACUGUGUUAUGGAAACAAUAAAAAUAUUUCAACAAAUCAAUAUUAAAUAUCAGCUUGAAUACGAAAAAACAGAACAAAUUAAAACAAAUAUUGAAUAUUUAAGUGGGUGUUAUGAAAACAAUAAAAAUAUUACAAUAAAUCAAUAUUAAAUGUCAACUUGGAUACGAAAUAACAAGAACAAGUUGAAACAAAUAUUGAAUAAUUAAGUGGGUGUUAUGAGAACAAUAAAAAUAUUACAACAAAUCAAUAUUAAAUGCCAACUUGAAAACGAAAUAACCAGAGCAAAUUAAAACAAAUAUUGAAUAAUUAAGUAGGCCUACAGUCAUAUUAAUUAUCUAUAAAUGCUCUGUGUUGUUGUGAAGGAGACCAUGUGGCAGAUAUUCAUAUUGAAUGAGAACGAGUUGAUAUUCUCAAAAUCACUAAUUUAUUAGAACAAUUUGAGAUACUAGUUUUCGUUGUUACACCAUUAUCAUUCUCUAUUGAAAUGAAUGCUUAGACAUUGAGCAGCAGAGUAUAUAGC